Messenger RNA from Rhopilema esculentum, 4674 nucleotides. NCBI's taxonomy places the organism in Eukaryota, Metazoa, Cnidaria, Scyphozoa, Rhizostomeae, Rhizostomatidae. The record is from RefSeq and is a predicted model, not a curated record.
UGACCGUGACAUAGUUGCUCCAAUCCAUAUAUUUGCACUCACUUUGCGUACAGCCACAUAUCCACAAGUUAUCGUUUGUUGCUGCUCCAGAGCAAACCGCGCUGCUAGGGGCUCUCAGAUCACCUAAAAAGCGCCAGUGAAGAGAAAGAGACCCAUCUCUAUCAGGGACUCUUUGAAAGCCUGUCGACAUGGUACGGGUUACCUCAAGGGCCGCCACUUUAAUAAAUGGCGUCAUCAUGUGGAUUUCGUUCCUCGCUCUGGGCAUCAAGGCACAUCAAGCUACCGGAAACGAGGCAUGCGCGGCACUGGCCGCAAAUGCAUUUCACAUGGAUGACCAAACUCUAAAGGCCAUUAUAAGCAUCAUACAAGACAUCAAAGAUGAACUGAAAUACCAGAAAAAUGACAUCAGAGCCAUAAGAAAGAUAUUUGAGCAAUGUCCUGUGUGCCAAGCGGCAUUCCCGGAUCCAUGUGCCUCCAGCCCAUGUGCAAAGAACGUGACAUGCACCCCUGCUCUUGAGAAAGAAAGAGGCUUUGAGUGUGGGAACUGUCCAGCAGGGUACAAGGGUGACGGCCUGCAUUGUGAAGACAUUGAUGAGUGUCAACUGGCUCCUUGCUCGCCACUAACAAAAUGCAUUAAUCUUCAACCUGGCUACGAAUGCAGUCCUUGUCCCGAGGGAUUCGAUGGAAAGACACUGCGGGGCGUUGGCAUUGUUCAUGCUGCCACGCAUCGACAAGUAUGCAAAGACUUUGAUGAAUGCAAAAGUGCUGAAGUAAGCUGCCCUAAAGAUACUGUUUGUGUUAAUCGAAAGGGUGGUUUCACGUGCGAGUGUAAAAGCGGCUUCAAAAAGAUGAAAGACGACUGUGUCGACAUCAAUGAAUGUGAGACAGGGAAGGCUGUUUGUCCCGGCAACAAAAUCUGUAUUAACGAGUUGGGAGGGUACAAAUGUGGCUGCAAUGAGGGAUUCAAAGAGGACCCAGAGAUAGGCUGCGUCGAUAUUGAUGAGUGCAGCGAGCGGGAUGACCCCUGUAAUCCGACCACAUUCUGCGUCAAUACAGUCGGAGGCUUCAAUUGCACGUGCCUAAAAGGAUUUCAUAAAAACAAGACAGGCCAUUGCAAUGAUGUAGAUGAGUGUCGGGCCGGGAAACACAAAUGUCCUGCCGGAACAAAAUGCAUCAACACAGUCGCGAAUUAUACGUGCUCAUGUCCCGAGGGAUUCAAAGGAGCUGAGCUUGGGAAUUGUACGGACAUAGACGAAUGUGAGAAUCAGGCCUUUGAAUGUCCUCAUGGUGGUCGUUGCGUUAACACAGAGGGAAGCUUCCGAUGUGACUGUGCUAAAGGGUUUAAGAACGACGACAAGGGAGAUUGCACCGAUGAAGAUGAAUGUAAAACUGGAAAAUAUUUUUGUCCCAAGGGAACAAGAUGUAUCAAUACUCUGGGAAGUUUCCAGUGCUCUUGCCAGAAUGGCUAUAAAGAAGAUGAAUUCGGGCAAUGCGUAGACAGAGAUGAAUGCAAUGCCAACAUCACACUCUGUCCUCCUGGCAGUGUCUGCAGAAACACUCCGGGUAGUUAUAAGUGUGGCUGUCCUGAAGGGUAUGCAGGUGAAGAUUUCAGCAGCUGCAGUGACAUUGAUGAGUGCACAACUGGCAACUUCAAAUGCCCGCCUGGCUCAGCUUGCAUCAAUACUGUGGGAUCUUACAAAUGUUCUUGCCCAUUCGGAUACAGAGGGCCAGAAGUCGGAAAGUGUCGAUUUGUCGGUGUUUGCGAAGAGAAAAAGAAGAAAGGCGAGACAUUAUGCGGCCCGAAUGCCGAAUGCAUUUCGCGAAGCAAAGACAAGAAUUAUGACUGUCAGUGCAAACCAGGAUUCGCUGGUAAUGGCUUCCAUUGCGGAGACGAUUCUGAUUCAGAUGGCAUACCCGACAAAGCAUUGCCUUGCGGAGGAAUGGAGUGCAAAGCGGAUAACUGCCCAUACGUUCCAAAUGGUGCCCAGAAGGAUUAUGACAAAGAUGGACAAGGAGAUCUGUGUGAUCGUGAUGCUGAUGGUGAUGGGGUGAAUGACGAGCUGGAUAACUGCCCGUUAACGCAAAAUCCUCGGCAACUCGAUCAAGAUGGUGAUGGCUAUGGCGAUAGCUGUGACAAUUGUCCACUUAUCUUCAACAAGCAUCAGCUCGAUGCUGAUCUAGAUGGCACUGGAGAUCUUUGCGAUUCUGAUGCUGACAAUGACGGAAUUCAGAAUAUUUUAGACAACUGCCCACUUGUUCCAAAUUAUGAUCAGAAAGACACAGACAAAGAUAAUUAUGGCGAUGCAUGUGACAACUGCGUGGACACGCCAAAUGAAGACCAGAAAGAUGCGGAUUCUGAUGGGCGUGGAGAUUCAUGUGACAGCAACAUUGACACUGAUAAAGAUGGCGUCCCUGACAUAGAAGACAACUGCAAAUUCCUUGAUAAUGCUGAUCAACUCGACAGCGACAACGACAAAAUCGGUGAUGCAUGUGACAACGACAGUGACAAUGAUGGAAUUGAAGACUCGUAUGAUAAUUGUCCGUUGAUUUUCAACCCAGCACAACUUGACACUGAUGGUGACGGAAGAGGCGAUCUUUGUGCUGAAGACUUUGACGGUGACACAAUCAAAGAUUAUCUAGACGAUUGUCCAGCUAACAGAAACCUGACAGUGUUAGACUUCAGGUCUCUUAUUUUGAUUCCGUUGGAUCCAAUUGGUUCUUCUCAAAAAGACCCUAAAUGGACAAUCAGAAACAAGGUAACGAUAGAUUUCAAAACAGAAUCUGAAAAAGAUGCGGAUUCUGAUGGGCGUGGAGAUUCAUGUGACAGCAACAUUGACACUGAUAAAGAUGGCGUCCCUGACAUAGAAGACAACUGCAAAUUCCUUGAUAAUGCUGAUCAACUCGACAGCGACAACGACAAAAUCGGUGAUGCAUGUGACAACGACAGUGACAAUGAUGGAAUUGAAGACUCGUAUGAUAAUUGUCCGUUGAUUUUCAACCCAGCACAACUUGACACUGAUGGUGACGGAAGAGGCGAUCUUUGUGCUGAAGACUUUGACGGUGACACAAUCAAAGAUUAUCUAGACGAUUGUCCAGCUAACAGAAACCUGACAGUGUUAGACUUCAGGUCUCUUAUUUUGAUUCCGUUGGAUCCAAUUGGUUCUUCUCAAAAAGACCCUAAAUGGACAAUCAGAAACAAGGGAAAAGAAAUUGAGCAGCUGCUAAACUCUGACCCUGGUAUCGCUGUCGCACCUAUGUCUCUGAGCUCAAUUGAAUUCAGUGGUACGAUUUUCGUAAACACUCACGCGGACGACGAUUAUAUUGGGUUCAUCUUCGGGUACCAAGACUCGUCAACAUUCUACACUGUACAGUGGAAACAAAAAAAUCAAACAUAUUGGCACAGAGACCCUACACUUGCAGAAGGUACCACUGGAAUGCAAAUUAAGGCAGUAAAAUCGAAAACUGGUAUCGGAGUUGCUUUGAGAAACGCACUUUGGCAUGCCGGAGACACAGCAGGCCAGGCACGAUUAAUCUGGCAAGACCCUUUAAGGCGUGGAUGGAAGGAUCGAAGAGCAUACAGAUUCUACCUUUCGCACAGACCACGGGUCGGAUUAAUCAGGCUUCAAGUUUACGACGGAAAGGAUAAAUACUUCGACACAGGCUGCCUGUUUGACAAGAGCAUCAAAGGUGGGCGAGUUGGAUUGUUUGUAUUCUCACAGAAGAGUGUCAUCUGGUCAGACAUCGCUGUGAAAUGUGAAGAUGCAAUUCCGGCAGAAUGUUACGCUUCCACUCUUGAACAAAUCAAAAAGGAAGAUCCAACAGGAACAGGAACAGGAAAGCUAGACUUACUUGGCUUUUCGAGUGCAUUAAGACCCCCAAGAAUUAUGAAACCCCGAAAACUUGGCUAAAUUCAGCAAAAGCUAACAUUAUUUAGCAUUUGUUCUGGACUAGUUUCAAUAUCUUGAAGAGAUCCAAAGAUAAUUUGUAGUAAAACACUGUACUAGAAAGCACAGUUUCUACAAACAGGGUAGCUUUUACUCAGAUUUCAAGUUGUUUAAUAAACGAGUCUUUGUAUUUCUUAAUGCAUCAAUAAUUCGAUAUCAGCUAAGGCAACUAUGAGCACGGAAUCAUCUAUGUAUCAUAAAGGAACUCAGAUUUCAAGCUCGGGAUAGAGGCUUCACUGAAGUCUGUAAAAAUUGCAGCCUGAAUACGAGAACUGAUUGCAUGCAAAAACCCUAAGUAGAUGCUUAGCUUUCCCUCUCGAAAAUGAAGCUAUCCAUGAACAGUACGUCGCUGUUGAUAUCACCAAACCAACGUUUGAGACCUCUUUGUGGAUAGGUAAGACAGUGUUGCUAUACGAUGCCAAGCUUGCAUUAUCGAAUUCAUUGGGCCUUUCAAAACUUCUUUUGACACAAUAUUACAUUUGCCACAAGGUAUUGCCAUGAUGGCAUUAUAUAUACACAUACGAGUUUAAAGCUUGAGAUUGCAUGAAAACUUCAAUUUUGAUAAACUCCUUUUUAUGCAGAGAAUUUUACAAAUUUGCAUACUUUUUGUACAUCUGGUGUAACCUCUCGCUUUUAUUGCAAUUAAUCGCGUAAAGGCAGUUUAAUGUUUCCAUAGCGUUUAAUCCUGUUUCUUUUUAUUCUUUGCGAUAAAAAUUGAGGAUUCUUGUAA